Messenger RNA from Poecilia latipinna (sailfin molly), 349 nucleotides. RefSeq names its product clathrin light chain A. Gene Ontology annotation, cellular component: clathrin coat of coated pit; clathrin coat of trans-Golgi network vesicle. Gene Ontology annotation, biological process: intracellular protein transport; vesicle-mediated transport. The record is from RefSeq and is a predicted model, not a curated record. Bases 1 to 225 code for a protein of 74 amino acids. NCBI's taxonomy places the organism in Eukaryota, Metazoa, Chordata, Actinopteri, Cyprinodontiformes, Poeciliidae. The transcript has 2 exons. Gene Ontology annotation, molecular function: structural molecule activity.
AUGAAGGUGAUCCAGCAUAAACCUGUGUUGGCUCUCUGCAGAGACUUUCUCCUGGCGGCCGAGGAAGCCAUGAUUUCGGAUCUGGACGAGAACAACCCCGGCACAGAGUGGGAGCGGGUGGCUCGGCUCUGUGACUUCAACCCCAAGUCCAGCAAGCAGGCCAAAGACGUGUCCCGCAUGCGCUCCGUCCUCAUCUCCCUAAAGCAGUCCCCGCUGGUCCGUUAGAGACCAGAGAGAUCCGGGGAAGUCCAUUCCUUGUCAUGUUUUUCUUUUCUUUUUGUUUUUUUGUUUUUAUUUUUUUCCACCUCACACACCAACGAACCAACUACUGAAUCCACAACGUUUAUCU